AUGUUCAUUAUCUGUCUAUCUAUCUGUGUCUGUUUAUUAUCUAACUCUGUUCAUAUCUAUCUAUCUAUGAUAAACUGUUCGUAUCUAUCUAUCCCACUCUGUUCAUAUCUAUCUAUCUACCUACCUACCUAUCUAUGCAUAAAUCUAUUUAUAAUAACCUGUUCAUAUCUAUAUAUCAUAAACUGUUCAUAUCUAUCUAUCAUAAUGUGUUCAUAUAUAUCUACCUAUCUAUCCCACUCUGUUCAUAGCUAUCUAUCUAUCAAUCUAUCUAUAUCACUCUGUUCAUAUCUUUCUAUCUAUCAUAGCCUGAUCAUAUCUAUGUAUCAUAACAUGUUCAUUAUCUAUAUAUCUAUCUAUCUAUCCAUCAAUCUAUUUAUAAUAACCUGUUCAUAUCUAUGUAUCAUAAACUGUUCAUAUCUAUCUAUCAUAAUGUGUUCAUAUAUAUCUAUCUAUCUAUCCCACUCUGUUCAUAGCUAUCUAUCUAUCAUAGCCUGA
Acanthosepion pharaonis is the source of this 495-nucleotide messenger RNA. The record is from the annotation of a GenBank genome assembly. Lineage: Eukaryota; Metazoa; Mollusca; Cephalopoda; Sepiida; Sepiidae.